Molecule: messenger RNA, 4270 nt
Organism: Mirounga angustirostris (Northern elephant seal)
Lineage: Eukaryota; Metazoa; Chordata; Mammalia; Carnivora; Phocidae
Gene: EFS
Product: embryonal Fyn-associated substrate
Exons: 6
Coding region: 1200-2885 (561 amino acids)
Biological process (GO): cell surface receptor protein tyrosine kinase signaling pathway; cell migration
Cellular component (GO): focal adhesion; plasma membrane; cytoplasm
Molecular function (GO): protein binding
Source: RefSeq, a predicted model, not a curated record
GGCCCGAGGGGAGGAGAAAGGAACUGCCCCGAGAGGGAGCCGGGAGCCCGGGAAGGGGAGGGAAGGGGGGCCGCGCGCGCGGGGGCUGAGCCCGAAGGCCACGCGCGACCCCUCGGAGCCUUCGCAGCCCCCUCAGUGUUCCCCCCCCGACCCUCCUCCAGGCGAGUCCACGGGACCCUGGCCCCUGCUCCUCCUUCGCCUUCUCUUUGCUGCUGCUUUUGCUUUGUGGCCUUUCUCUCCGUCCCGAGAGACACCCGGGAGCUGCCCCGAGCUCCGGGGCGCGCCGAGGGGCCCUGCCGAGGGUGCGCGUGAGCGGGCCGCGGGGUGGCGGCGCGCAGGGGGGCCCCGCGGAGGCGUGGGAAGGCCGUCCCGCCCCUUCGGGCCGAGCCCGCGUGCGGGGAGCGAGGUUCCGUCGCGGCGCCCCACGAGCCCCGGGCGUGCUGAGGGCGAGUGUGCGUGAGUGUGAGCCCGCCUCGCCGCCGGGCGUGCGAGUGUCUGGGCCGAGCGCUGGCACUCGGGCGACGCAGCCCAACCGCCACGCUCUCGGAGGCCUCCGGCGCCAGCCUGCCUCCUGGCGCCAACUUGGGCGAGUUUGAAGAGGGGCGAACGUCUCGGUGCUCGCUCGCCCCACCCCCUCGCAGCUGGGCCGCCGCAGGGCCCCGGGCCGCCCGGCCACAGCCCUGGGAGCACCGCUCUCCGCCGCGGCCCCCGGCUGGGGAGGGUUGGCGCCUGAACUCGCCCGUCCAGCCCAACCGCCCCGGCGGCUUCUCCCAGCCCUCGGGGCCGUCCUGAGCGGCUGGCGAGGCGUCGAGCGCGGCCCCAGCUCCCGCCUCCUCGCCUGCCCCGGCCCUGGGAGGGAGCUUUCGGCCCAUGCGGACCCGGGGUCCCCCCGCGGCCUAGGCCAGGCAGCUCCAGGGGCCCAGCCAACCCCGUGGCCCCCGGGACGGCACGGAGCGCACGCCCUUGGAUGAGGUCCCGCAGCGACGCCCCGGCCCGGCCCGCCCCGCUCCUCCUCCUGCCCAGCCAAGCUGCCUCCCAUUUGGGGAGUUUUGUGGGUUUUCUUUCUCCUCCUCCAACCUCCGCGGAGGCCACGACUCAGGCGCCGCAGCCGGGGGCCGCCUCCAUGGUGCGGGGCGACCGCUGCUGAAGUCAGCGAAAGCGAGCCUGGCCUGGAGCGGGCCGCGCGGGAGGCCAAGGCCAUGGCCAUAGCCACGUCGGCCCAGCUGGCCCGGGCACUCUACGACAACACCGCUGAGUCCCCCCAGGAGCUGUCCUUCCGCCGAGGGGACGUUCUACGGGUACUGCAGAGGGAGGGCGCCGGUGGGCUGGACGGCUGGUGCCUCUGCUCUCUACAUGGCCAGCAGGGCAUUGUGCCCGCCAACAGAGUGAAGCUCCUUCCUGCUGGCCCGGCACCCCAGCCCAGUGUCACCCAGGUGCCCCCAGCCCAGCCUGGCUCACCACAUCCAGCCCCAGAGCACAGCAAUGAGGACCAGGAGGUAUAUGUGGUGCCACCCCCAGCUCGGCCCUGUCCUACCUUAGGACCUCCAGCUGGACCCUGCCCGCCCUCCCCUGAUCCCAUCUACAAGGUCCCCAGAGGGAGUGGGGCCCAGCUGGCUGCCCCUGGAGACACCGUGGAGGUCUACGACGUGCCCCCCACUGCCGUCCGAGUUCCCUCCAGUGGACCCUAUGACUCCCCUGCCUCCUGCACCCGCCCUCUGGCCCGGGUUGCCCCACAACCCCCUGGAGAGGAUGAAGCUCCCUAUGAUGUGCCUUUGACCCCAAAGCUACCGUCAGACCUGGAACCGGAUCUUGAGUGGGAGGGAGGCCGGGAACCCGAGCCCCCCCUCUAUGCUGCCCCCUCCAACUUGAAACGGGCCUCAGCCCUGCUCAAUCUAUACGAAGCGCCGGAGGAACUGCUAGCAGAUGGGGAAGGUGGAGGCACCGAUGAGGGCAUUUACGAUGUGCCCCUGCUGGGGCCAGAGGCACCCCCUUCUCCAGAGCCCCCAGGAGCCUCAGCCUCCAAUGACCUGGACACCUUGGCCCUGCUUCUGGCCAGAAGCCCCCCACUCCCACACAGGCCCCGCUUGCCCUCAGCGGAGAGCCUGUCCCGCCGCCCUCUGCCUGCUCUGCCUGUCCCUGAGGCCCCCAGCCCUUCCCCUGCUCCCUCUCCUGCUCCAGGCCGGAAAGGCAGUAUCCAGGAUCGACCUCUACCCCCACCCCCACCUCGCCUGCCUGGCUAUGGGGGCCCCAAGGUUGAGGGGGACCAAGAGGGUGAGGAGGUAGAGGACGAUCCAACAGGACACCACAAUGAGUAUGAGGGCAUCCCGAUGGCUGAGGAGUACGAUUAUGUCCACCUGAAGGGCAUGGAUAAAGCUCAGGGAUCUAGGUCCCUGGAUAAAGCCUUCCCAGGGGAUCCUGAACUGCCGGAGAGGGGGUCACCGGAGCAGCAGGAGGCCCCAUCCCCAGGGGAGCCGCUGGAUCUGCCCACCGGAGACCUACAGCUCCUGCACUUCUACGCAGGCCAGUGCCAGAGCCACUACUCAGCACUGCAGGCGGCCGUGGCGGCCCUCAUGUCCAGCACCCAGGCCAAGCAGCCCCCACGCCUCUUCGUGCCCCAUGGCAAGCGGGUGGUGGUGGCCGCUCACCGCCUGGUGUUUGUUGGGGACACUCUGGGUCGGCUGGCGGCGUCCGCCCCUCUGCGAGCGCGGGUCGGGGCUGCAGGUACAGCGCUGGGCCAGGCACUGCGGGCCACGGUGCUGGCUGUCAAGGGGGCUGCCCUGGGCUACCCGUCCCACCCUGCGGCCCGAGAGAUGGCGCAGCGUGUGGCGGAGUUGGCAGGGCAGGCCUUGCAGUUCACCUCUCUGCUCUCCAGCCUGGCCCCCUGAGGGCCCCCUCGGGGCCCUGCUCCGCCCCUCUCCUGCCUGCCGAAGCUCCCUUUUGGGCCUUGGGCGGCCAGAGGGCUCCAUUUUAGGGACCGGGAGAGGUGGGGGCGUCUUUCCCCUUCCGGUCAUCUCAGUCUCUCACAGAGAUGUCCCUCCCCCUCCCGCAGCUUUUUGUACGAGCCAUUUUGUAUAAAUUAUUUAUAUUUAAUAUUAUUCCCUGUUUUGUCAGAGGCAGGUGCCAGGCCCUUUGGGGCAGGGAGGAACUGGACUCGUUUCUCUCAGCCUAGGGUGGAGGUUCUUGGUCACUGCACUGCCCCCCACCUCUGGAAAUGGCCCCACAGAGAAGCAGGUGGCUGAAGCCUGGGGCCACCCGGAGCCCCUUUCUUGUCCUGGUUCUUGGCUCUAGAACAUCAGCACCUCACUGUUGGUCGAGAGUGAGGGCAGGACAUUGACCGCCCAAAAUGUGGAGAUCUGGGAGAGGCCCGACGGCUCCUCCCCACGGGAGGCAGGACAGAGCUGGGCCUCAGUAAGCCCUGCUGUCUGGUUCUCUGCCUCUGCUUCUUGGGUGCUUGGGGGAGGAGCUGGGCCUGGUGGCCCUUGGCCAAACCGACAGGACACACAUGUGGGCAGGAUGUCCUUAGGUUUGGGGGGAGAUUUUGCUGUUAUUUUCAGUAACUAUUCAUUCGGCGGGUUUCAGCUCCCAAGAUGUGCCAAGCACAGUUCUGAAGGUACACUGUGGGAUGGACAUAAUUGCGUCAGUUAAAAUAAGUAAAUAAAAAAAAAAUACCUGCCACAGAUUCAACAGUUGCUGGUAAUGGAAAUAAACAGGGUGAUGUGAGGGACUAACUGGAUGAGGGAAAGGCCAUUGAAGGAGACUUUGGACAGGAUGAUGGGGAGGUGAUAUCUAAGCUGAGGCCCCAGGGAUGAGAGCACCAAGAAGAGUCUGAGAACUAGCAUUCCCAGAAGGCAGACAGAUUACUGACUGGGUGGGGGCCUUUCCUUCAAGACUUCACUGUCACACAAUGUCAUUAGAGAGGUGCACAUGUGGAGAGAGGUUGGCCUCACGUGAGCCUUGAAAGAUGCCAUGCUGAAGAGAUCACCCCAGUGAAGGCCUAUCCUCAGCUUGGCGCCACAGGACAGCUCUGGCCAACUGGACAGUGCUGCUGGCUGGCCUGGGUGCCCUCUCCCUUAGGUUAACGCAAGAAGGUCUGGCCCCUUCAGCCUCCCUUCCCAGGCCUCCUGCUGACCAUCCUUCUAGACCCACCUUUUAGAGGAGCCAAGGAGCCAAGUGAAUGCAAUGUGCUGUUAGUCCAUAGUCCUUAAGCACUGGUGAAAUUGACAAGCCAUGACUUAGAUGGGAGAUCACUCUAGCCACUUACCACAGGGAA